This is a messenger RNA of Ilyonectria robusta, 464 nucleotides long. RefSeq lists its product as uncharacterized. The transcript has a single exon. NCBI's taxonomy places the organism in Eukaryota, Fungi, Ascomycota, Sordariomycetes, Hypocreales, Nectriaceae. The record is from RefSeq and is a predicted model, not a curated record. The coding region runs from base 136 to 381 and encodes 81 amino acids.
GUGCAGCGUUGAACAAUCGCUGGCUAGUUUAAAAAGACAAAUGAGUGCGAGAAGAGAAUAACCCCCCAGCAUCCACAGAGGGAUCGCCAGCAGGGGUAAAAUGACAGGGAAUCAUAAAAGCUUCAUUGAUUGUCAAUGAUCGUCCACUCGUGGACAGCAUCACGACGAACUAAACUGUGCACCAAUAUCCUUAUAGUCUAUAUUCGUGUUGCCAGUGCCAUUCGAGCGCAACAGUGGGACAGCCGUUGGAGCUUGCCCAACCCCAGCGACCGAGCUGGUGGCGGAGGUGACACCACUCAACGCAUUGACAUCGCGAACCAGCAGUGCCGUGCCGGCAACGUACGACAGAUCUUGCAUCCGCGCAUUGACAGGAAUCUGUGAGCCCCCGGUGUAUGUGGGCCGCGGGGGAUUGGUGACUGACCCUCGAGUUGUGACGUCGGCUUGUCGGAGGGUGGGAUUUGCGG